AUGCAAGUAUUCGUCGGCACAGUGGCCGCUGUGGUGCUGAGCAGUGCUCUAUGUGCAGGUGCCCCUAGGGUCGCGAUCCAAGUCAUUUCUCGUCCGCGGCAGGAAGAAGUGGAUGCACCGAUUCUGGGCCCCAUUCCAUCCCGUGAUCCACUUCCGGCAUUCCAAGGUCCAUUUAUUGAUGAUAUGAAGUCGAUGCCGUGUGUCCAAGAGGAGAGGGAAAUUCAGCCGGGCACAGCCUAUUUCCUAGAUUUGUGCGUUCUGGAAAACGUCACACUCACAGCCAAAACGGAAGAGGAUGUAGAAGAGAUCGAGGAUGUGGAGCUGGAUGUGAGUGGUAGUCUAUCCGAGCGUCCCGAUGCGACGAAGGACGAAGAUGAUAUCACUGCAACGAUGAAAAAAGAUCCAGCAACCAAAGAGAAAGAGGAGCCGGAAAUUCCUCUUGUCCUGGGUAUUUUUCGCGGCUGGCACAUCGAUCCUAUCACGCUUGCUUACAAGUACAUGAUUUACGACGACGGUGACAAAUGCAUGGACAAUGACCACUAUUCCAUACACGUAGAACUGAUUCCUUCCAGUAACCCGGACUCAGACACGAAACUAUUUGGGCUGAAGAAAUCAGGCAUGUGCAUGUUCACAGCGUCCCUGCUUACCUAUGUUCCAAAGGAAGACCGUGUUGCAGGACGAGGGAUUCAUACACCUGGUGUGAUUGACAUAAGUGAUGCAGAGGCGUCGUUGCCAGAGGUCUGCGGCAAGAUGAAAUGUCGCUACGAGGAUAUCUCCAACCGAGUGCGCGAUUUGUCGAAUCAGAUCCACGGUGUUCGAACCUCGAUAUUGGCGAGGUCAAUAGAAGAAAGCACACUCUUUACUAACAUGACUCUAGAGGCAUCAAGGAACACACUAGAGUCUGCCAACCAAAUUGUUGAGAAAUCACUUGAGCUGUUCCACGAAAUUGAGGAUCUGCAGCGGUCAUUGACGAACAAUUUCGUCGGACGAGAAGAAGUGGCAAAGAAAGAGAUUGCAGAAGAAAAUGAGAAGGAGAAAAAGGAAAAACAUGCUGCAGACGCAAUCCUUGCUGCUGGGUAA
Molecule: messenger RNA, 1080 nt
Organism: Peronospora farinosa
Lineage: Eukaryota; Oomycota; Peronosporomycetes; Peronosporales; Peronosporaceae
Source: the annotation of a GenBank genome assembly